Messenger RNA from Vicia villosa (hairy vetch), 3676 nucleotides. RefSeq names its product protein PHOX4-like. The record is from RefSeq and is a predicted model, not a curated record. Gene Ontology annotation, molecular function: protein binding. The transcript has 3 exons. Lineage: Eukaryota; Viridiplantae; Streptophyta; Magnoliopsida; Fabales; Fabaceae. Bases 837 to 3182 code for a protein of 781 amino acids.
AAAAGAAGAACAGAGUGUAAGAAAGAAAUUGCAGGUUUCGGUUUUCCAUAUAACAAAAAUUCAACAUUAUCUCUCUUUUUCUUUUGUGGCGUUUACGUCAAGAAUGUUAAAAUCCUGCAAUUUUCUAUAAACCAUGCUUUAGGUUUUCUUCCAUUUCACACAUUUCAGAUUCCUAACUUUGAAGCUUUCUCUCUUUAUUCUCUCACCAGAUAAGUUUUUCAUUCUUUCACAUUUCUGUUGAAUUUGUUGUUUAUCCUUUUCACGAAUUCAGUUUUCUGAUAAUUCCUGAGAGGAAUUUCGUUCUUGUUCAAAUCUGAGUUUGGUUGUUGUUGUUGUUGUUGUUGUUGUUGUUCCCUCUCUCAGUUGGGAUUUGUGUUCAUCAGAAACAAAUCCUGAUUUGCAGAGACGGGUAUGUUUAACCUAGUUGUUGUUUCUUCAGCUUUGAGCCUUUGAGCUUGUUUCAUUGUAGCUUCUGCUACUGUUGUUCUUGUAUGCAGCUUUGAGCUAUUUACUACUAAAAUUUAUUGUUUAUUGAACUCCAUGUGUUUGGUUUUUGAUUUUAGGUUAUUUUGUGAGUGCAAUUGAUAAUAAAAGGGGGAAAAUAGUGUCUGUAAUACCAACACCUCUGAAAAAAGUGUUUCUGUGUCAGUGUCGGUGUCUGAAAGCGACACUAAUAUUUGUGAUUACGUUUAUUUAUUUUAAAUUAUUAUUGGUGUCAGUGUGUUAGUGUCGGUAUUGUGUUUCUGUUGUCUGUACUUCAUAGAUUGUGAGUGUUGUGGUUUAGGAGGGCUUGCGUCUAGGAUUAGUUUGUUUACUAUUUGAUUGUUGGGUUUAAAAUGGGGAAGAAAAAGAAGCAAAUAGGAGAAACAAGUGAAGAGAAUGGGAAUCAUAGAGUAAUCGAGGAUAAAAGUCCGAAUGUGUAUGAUAAUGAUACUAUAGUGUUUAUAUCGAUGGCUCAAGAGUUGAAGGAAGAAGGGAACAAGAUGUUUCAGAAGAGAGAUCUUCCGGGAGCUAUGGUGAAGUAUGAGAAAGCGCUUAAAUUGCUUCCGAGUAAUCAUAUAGAUGUGUCGUAUUUGCGUAGCAAUAUGGCUGCAUGUUAUAUGCAGAUGGGACUUGGUGAGUAUCCUAGGGCAAUUAAUGAAUGUAAUUUGGCUCUUGAGGUUACUCCGAAAUAUAGUAAGGCUUUGUUGAAGAGAGCGAGGUGUUAUGAGGCUUUGAAUAGACUUGAUUUGGCGUUGAGAGAUGUUAGCGCUGUUUUGAUGAUGGAGCCGAAUAAUAUCAUGGCGGUGGAGAUCUCGGAUAAGGUGAAAAGUGCGCUUGAAGAUAGAGGGUUGAGAGUAAAUGAUGCGCAGAUUGAGUUGCCUCCAGAUUAUGUUGAACCUUCUUUUGAAGUCUCUUCUAAAAAGGUAGUGAAAGAAAAGAAACACAAGAAGAAGAGCAAAAAAGAGAAGGUGACGGCUUCAAGUGAAAUUGUAGAAAAUCAAGCUGAGGAGAAACUUGACGAUAGAGGAUUAGGAGUAAAUGAUGCGCAGAUUGAGUUGCCUCCGGAUUCUGUUGAACCUUCUUUUGGUGUCUCUUCUAGUAAGGAAGGGAAAGAAAAGAAACACAAGAAGAAGAGCAAAAAAGAGAAGGUGACGGCUUCCAAUGAAGUUGUAGAAAAUCAAGCUGAAGAGAAACUUGAAGAGACGGAAGACGAGGUCAACCUUGCAGCUCAUAAGGCUGACGACAAUCAUCUCGAAGAGAAAAAAAAGGGUGAUAAAUCAAAAAAGAAGGGGGCCAAGAAAAAGAUUGAUAUGCAGAAAGAUGAUGCUAAGGAGGUCAAUGAAGAAAAUAGUAAUGGUAUAAAUGAACCUAAAAAAGCAGUGAAACUUGUCUUUGGUGAUGAUAUAAGAUGGGCUCAAUUACCAGUUAAUUGCAGCCUCUUGCAGCUUAGAGAAGUUAUCUGUGACCGUUUCCCAGGCCUAGGAGCAGUUCUUGUCAAAUAUAGGGAUCUAGAAGGUGAUUUGAUCACAAUCACAAAUGAUGAAGAAUUGAAGUUGGCUGAAACAGGAUCAGAGGGUUCCAUCCGACUGUAUAUAGUAGAAGCUAAUCCUAAUCGCGAUCCAUUCUACGACAAACUUCACGUGAAGGAUGUUGAAAUUGAUAAUGCUCCCAAGAAUGACUGUGUGGUAAAAUCAAACGACAUUAUUAGCCCAUCUUGUGUUGAAGAUUGGGUCAUUCAAUUUGCACAACUGUUUAAGAAUCAUGUUGGAUUUGAAUCUGACAGAUACUUAGAUUUUCAUGAACUUGGGAUGAAGCUCUAUUCAGAGGCUGUAGAGGAUACGGUUACAAGUGAGGAAGCGCAAGGCCUAUUUGACAUGGCAGGAGGUAAAUUCCAAGAGAUGACGGCUCUAGCAUUGUUCAAUUGGGGAAAUGUGCAUAUGUCCAGGGCAAGGAAGAAAGUGUAUUUUACUGAAGAUUCUUCUAAAGAGCAUAUGUAUGAACAAAUCAAAACUUCAUAUGAAUGGGCCCAAAAAGAAUAUGCCAAAGCUGGAGAAAAAUUUGAAGCAGCCAUUAAAAUACAGUCAGAUUUUUAUGAAGGCUUCCUUGCUCUAGGUCAGCAACGGUUCGAGCAAGCAAAACUUUCUUGGUAUUAUGCACUCAGUAGUAAUGUAGAUUUAGCAACAUGGCCCUCCACAGAGAUUCUUCACCUUUACAACAGUGCUGAGGAGAAUAUGGAGAAAGGAAUGCUGAUGUGGGAAGAAUCACAAGAGCAGGAAGUGAGUGAAACCUCCAAUAUUGAAUUGAACAGGAUAUUUAAAAAUAUGUCAUCAGAUGAAACUGCUGCACUGGCGGCAAACAUGAGGUCUCAGAUAAAUCUCUUGUGGGGUACCAUGCUAUACGAACGGUCGAUUGUAGAAUUCAAGUUAGGGCUACCUAUAUGGCAUGAAUCUUUAGAAGUUGCAAUCGAGAAGUUUGAGCAUGCAGGAGCUUCUCCAACAGAUACAGCUGUAAUGUUGAAAAACCAUUGUUCAAAUAACAAUGCCGUAGAUGGUCUAGGUUUCAAAAUUGAUGAAAUAGUACAGGCAUGGAAUGAGAUGUAUGAAGCUAAAAAGUUGCAGAAAGGAGUUCCAUCCUUUCGUUUGGAAGCCAUGUUCAGAAGACGAGCGUCAAAAAUUUACCACGCCUUUGAGCUUGUAUGAGUUGCAUGCUUUUCUUCAAGUUUUUGAAGAAUCGCAGAGCCAACACUCACAUGUUUUGCUUCUGUGCUUGAAUUGCUAUUUUCACCAUGAGGUUUGUUUUGCUAUUUUCAGGAGUUUGGUUUCUAGUUCAAUUAACAUUGUAGUAAUAGAAAAGAAGGGAAAACAACUAUUCUUUGCAUCAUGCUUACAUAGAUGUUCGAUGAACGUAGGAGAUUGCAAGUUCCUUAACAGGUUGGGAAGAUGGAGAUGCAGGAAUUGCUUUUAACUCAAUUUCUGGCUUUGCUCACAUUGCCUCCCCUUUAUGGUUAGGUUUAGGAUGUUUUGAAUUUAUACAGAAAACAGUGGGAGAUAUGUAAUAGUUGGUUUGUGUUUUCUUUGUUAUGUAAUUUAUUCAUUUGUAAACUACUUGUUGAGUUAGUAUUUCUUCAUGAGAUCUCCUUGUACUAGGUUUUUCUAAAGGAUGAUCAUAGAAGCAUUCAAGAUCGAUUGAGCGA